AUGAAUGUCCUUGCCCAGUACACUGCCUGGUUGAAGAUGCCAGUGUUGUCAACUUCAUCGUCAACAACAACAACUCUAGGAGACUUCGAAGGCGGCUGCAUCGUUGGGCGCGUGCCCGUGACGGCGCAGCUCUGUUGGAGUGGCGUGGCCGCUAACGAGCUCUUGCUCGACCGCUUGCUGCAAACUGGCCCUGCCGAGAGCCCGCCUGCUGGUGCCAUCUUCGCUAAGGCCAGUGAUGAGUCCUUCGACUUCGUGCGCCUUCUGCCAAGGCAGAGGAAGCCACCCUGGCUUCUGUGUGACGAUCCAAGCUUUCAUGAGGCUUGGAGAGAUUGGGCACAUGCGCUGCGGGUGACGAAGGUUUCUCGCUCCGGACAGACGCCACGCCAAUUGCUGGCUCAGGCUGCAAAAAUUAUCGAGCUUUUCGCAAGGGACGCCUGGUUCUGGAUGGCUUCGGUCUACCUGCAUUCUUUUGACCUGUGUGACUCUGACCACAUACCCGUGGACUG
Symbiodinium sp. CCMP2592 is the source of this 506-nucleotide messenger RNA. NCBI's taxonomy places the organism in Eukaryota, Dinophyceae, Suessiales, Symbiodiniaceae. The record is from the annotation of a GenBank genome assembly.